Athene cunicularia (burrowing owl) is the source of this 2888-nucleotide messenger RNA. RefSeq names its product THAP domain containing 9 (gene THAP9). The record is from RefSeq and is a predicted model, not a curated record. Bases 1 to 2412 code for a protein of 803 amino acids. The transcript is spliced from 4 exons. NCBI's taxonomy places the organism in Eukaryota, Metazoa, Chordata, Aves, Strigiformes, Strigidae.
AUGAGAGAACGGAAAACGGUUCAAGAGCCUUCACCGAGCGGCCCCCUCGGCCGGGCGUUGAAGCAGCCUCUCGCCAGCCCCCCCGCCGGGGACCACAACUACAGCCUCAAGGGACAGCGGACGGCGGGCGGGGAGGCGCGGCCGGUGCCGGAAGCCUCGCAGCAGCAGCAGGUCCCUGCUGCCGGGCCAUGCUCCUCCGCCGCCCGCCGGCCCGGAACGGUGACGACCUUCCUCCGGGAGCUGGCGGACAAGCAUCAGCUUUCUGAGGAAACCGUGAGUUUGCUGCAGGCCCAGUUUUCAGAUUUGCCUUGCGAGUUGCACAGGUGGAGGCAGAUGACAGAAUAUUCACCAGAAAUGAAGCAAUUUGCUUGUUUUCUACACCUCUACCAUGUUAAGGCCUAUGAUUAUCUACAGAAGAUUUUUCCCCUCCCUCAUCCUUACAGCCUGACAAAUUGGCUCUCUAGAGAUGAGGCUGCUGCAGGCUUCAGCAAUGACAUUUUUCUCCGCCUUCAGGAAAAGGUGGAGAGAGGGGAACAGGCCUACCGCGACUGUGCCCUGAUGGUACAAGACAUGUCCCUGCAGAAGCAGCAGGAGUGGGACCCUCACACCCAGCGCCCAACAGGCUUUAUUGACCUGGGAGCAGGUGCACUCGAUGCUGAUGAAACUCCACUGGCCUUGGAAGCCAUAAUCCUCAUGGCAGUUGGCAUUUCGAGUCCCUGGACAGCUCCACUUGGCUACUUCUUUGUGAACAGCACAACUGGCCACUUCCUUGCUCAGCUGCUUCGUCACACCAUUAAUAAGCUGAACAACAUAGGCAUUGUGGUGCUGGCUGUGACGUCAGGUGCCACCGGUCGCGGUGCUGAGACUGCCAGAGCUCUGGGGAUCAGGAUAGAUCCUGAAAGGAUUCAGUGCACAUUCCAGCAUCCGCCUGGCUCUGCUCACAGCAUUACAUACUUCUUUGACAUCUGCCACACACUACAGCUGAUACGGAAUGCUCUGCAGUGCUUCCAGAAGAUAGAGUGGAUCAGCGACACCGCGCAGUGGCAGCACAUGGUGGAGCUGGCGGCUUUGCAGGAGCAGAGGGUGUUAGAGCCACGCAGUCCCGAGUUGGGCGAACCUGGGAAUAAGGAGAGUUACCACCUGAAGAUUAACCUUGCUACCCUGUUGUUCAGCGAGGGUGCUGCUGACGCACUGGAACACCUCCAGAAGCUGGGCCUGGCCUCGUUCCAGAACUGCAGUGGUACCAUCAAGUUUGUGCGCUUGAUAAGUCAGCUGUGUGAUGUAUUUCAUAGCAGAGGUCCCUGGAGUAGGGGACUGAAGGGGCCUUUGCUAGCUGGAAAUUACACCAAAAUAGACCACCUCUUUAAUGAGGCCAAGAGCUUCUUUACCACCUUAACAGACUCCAUGGGGAGAUACAUUAUUAAGAGCAAACGCAAACUAGGAUUUUUGAGUUUCUUGCUCAACGCUGAAAGCCUCAAGUGGCUUUACACCAACUAUAUGUGUCCAGAAGAUGCUCCUUCCCGCCACCUCCUGACCUAUGCUCUCAGCCUUGACCCACUGGAGCUGUUUCUCAGGGCCAUCCAGCAAGCCUGCAACAGCAGCGGGAGCCCCACCUGCACCAUGUUCCAGGCUGCAUAUCACAAACUGCUGGCCAGCUGCAGCCUGGCACCAGUCUCACCCCACAGCUGUGGCUCAGGCAGCACAAGCUCCUGGGACGUAGCUCUGGUUCGUAGGAAAGAUUUGAGCCUUGGCAGCGUGCGUGCUCAGUAUAACCCAGCUGGCAGGAAGACCCCGUCCCAGUACCCCUGUUGUACUGGCCUGCUCUUGCGUGGCUCUAUGCUGAGUAAUGCGCUGACAGACCUCUCGCUGCAUGCGCGGAGCGUCGCCUGUGCUGCGGGCUUCAUUGCUGAGCAAUUAGCCUCUGACUUGCAAUGUGAGGCUUGUCUUGCUUCCCUUUUUGAGUUAGAUGAGAGCAGGCUAAGGUGCAGGUCUGUUCUCUACGUAAAAAAGUUUGGUGGAGUGACUCUGCCCUCGGCAAGUGUGCACCACAUCACAAGCAUUUCAGAACAAGUCCUAAACCAGUGUGACAAAGUAGGAGAUAUCCACAAAGACACUAAGUUGUGGCAUUUGUCUCUAGAACAGAAAGUCUUCCAGGAGCUUCUGGGAGAAAGUCUCCUCUUCCCCACCCUCACAGACCAUUUGUUUGAUGGGGAGUUGUGCAUCAACAACCACUACACGAUCUUGGUAAAGAAAAUAACGCAAUGUUACUUAAACAUCAGAACAAACCAUGCCAAACACCUGAACUUGACCAACCACUGUAGAAAGCACAGAUUGAAGAGACUGAAGGGAAAACAUGGGUUUCCAUCACUGCUGGGUAGCUGUCAGUCAAGCCAAACCCACGUGGGAUCAUGAGUCCUCAUUGCUCUUCUAAGGAUGUUGGCCCCUGCUGAGAUUCAGUGAUGGCCAGAUUAGGCAACACACACAAGGAAAUGAUGUGUUUUCCCAUGAUUUGGCCAGCAAAACUAGUGUUGGUAUGCAGCAAUAUGUUGGGCUGCUGCAAACAUUCCUAUCAGAGCUUCACUGCGCAAAGCAAGGGAGUUCAUCUGAUCCUGUGUUACAUCCUGCAAAGCAGGCACGUAUUUCAUGAGACACGUGGCAGUCAGGAUGAGCAACAGUUGCUCAGGAUGUCUGGGGAAGGGUUAGGGGACACUCUACAAUGUCCCCUGGAGAUGGUGGGUGGCUUAGUGCUGCAAGUGCCCUUGCCAGAAGAAAAUUAAUGCGUCUUCCACGUGGUUGGGGGGCAUGCAUGUGUACUGGCACUUUGUUGUCACCAAAGCAGAUACGCUUUCAAAAAGCUGGAGGUAAGAAAGUUUACAGAACUUUUACUU